Guillardia theta CCMP2712 is the source of this 1128-nucleotide messenger RNA. RefSeq lists its product as hypothetical. The coding region runs from base 1 to 1128 and encodes 375 amino acids. NCBI's taxonomy places the organism in Eukaryota, Cryptophyceae, Pyrenomonadales, Geminigeraceae. The record is from RefSeq and is a predicted model, not a curated record. The transcript has 7 exons.
AUGUCGGAGCCAUGCAGAAAGAGAGCGAGGGAGGACCGGGAGGACAGUGAGACCAAGGAGCCAAGUUUUGACGAGCUAGUGGAUGCAGCAUCGCGAGUGCUGAAGGAGGAUGGCGAGAUGAAUCACAAGAAGGUUCUCAAGACUCUCAAGCAACAGCUCCCGCGCUGGCGCAUCACCGACAAAAAGCUCCACAAGGCCAUCAUGCACAUCCGAUCCGCUCCCAAGGAAGUGAAGGAACAGGUCCACCUGAACACGGAAGGACGAUUGAUGGGUACGCCGAAAGGUUUCAAUUAUGACUUCAAAGCUAUUGACGCGAUCGAUCUUUCCGACAAGAUGAUUCUCAAGAAGCUUGUCGGUGAGUGUGAAAAAGCUUACAAGAAGAAAAGCUUUUGGCUUGCGGCAAACGCGAAGCCAAGAUUCACAUUAGAAGCACUCGCAAAGCAAAUCUUUGAAUUUCACACAGCCGACGUCAAGGGGUAUGAUGAGACAAGAUCAGGAGCAGAAUGGUGGGUGCAGUUCAGGGGAACAAAGUCAGCUCAUGGCAAGUCCAUCGGCUUUCAUUGGGAUAGGGAUGAGUUCUAUGCGGACAGAACUGAUCAGAACGUCCAUCCUCAGAUCGGGACUGUGACGUACCUCAGCGAGCAUGGAGCUCCUACCCUCGUGCUCGAUCAGAGUCCGAUUCCCAAAGGAGAAUCGCGGGACAUUCACUCAGGUGCUCUUAGCCACCCCAAGCUCGGCAAGCAUAUCUGCUUCGACGGCAGAUUUCUGCAUGGAGUCCCGGCCGAGCUCUCGCGCCACCUCAAGGAGGAUCAGUUCACACGGAUCACCUUCCUCGUCAACAUCUGGAUUUCCCACAUCCCUACUGACACGGCGCCAUGGCCGGAGGAGGAUGUCAAGAGCAUGUCCACGUUUUCUCUUCCUGUCUCCUUCUCGCAGAUUCUUCUUCGCUCGCCUACUGCCGUCACUGUCGACCAUAAAUGCCCAGUGCAAGGAUUCGCUUUCGGACGGAAGGGGGAAUCGCAUGAGCUUUGGCUUCCAACACCACGAGGAGGAGGAUCGCCGGAUGACAACAUGGUCUUGACCUUCACCAGCAAGGCUCCUGCUCGACUUGUCCGCUCCAUGAAAUAG